Messenger RNA from Apis mellifera (honey bee), 2029 nucleotides. It is a transcript of the gene sad, whose product is annotated as cytochrome P450 315a1, mitochondrial. Lineage: Eukaryota; Metazoa; Arthropoda; Insecta; Hymenoptera; Apidae. Gene Ontology annotation, biological process: cellular response to peptide hormone stimulus; cortisol metabolic process; C21-steroid hormone biosynthetic process. The transcript is spliced from 7 exons. Gene Ontology annotation, molecular function: heme binding; oxidoreductase activity, acting on paired donors, with incorporation or reduction of molecular oxygen; iron ion binding. The record is from RefSeq and is a predicted model, not a curated record. Gene Ontology annotation, cellular component: mitochondrial inner membrane. Bases 607 to 1962 code for a protein of 451 amino acids.
UAAUUAAUUGAAAAUAAGAAUAUAGUGAAUUAUGAAACGAAGGAAUUCUCAUGAAAGAAAGUGGAAACCUGCAGCGGAGGGGUAAACGGCUUCUAGAUAACGGCAUAGUAAACGGUAUUCGAUCUUCUUCUUCACGUGUAUACCAGUGUUUUAUAAUCGGCGUAUAACUUGAACAUUUUCUAUAAAUUCAUCUCUUUCUAAUUCAACAUUUUCUAUUAUAUUUCUGGUUAUGAUCAGAAAUCACAAUAAAUAGUAUGUAUAUAAAGAUACUGAAAAAUAUGACUGUAUUUGCUGUGAGAAAAUUAUAAUGGUUAUGUUAUUACAAAAAAUAUAUGAAUUAGUAUUAAUGCCAUAAUCAUAAAAAAAAUUGUAUCAUUAUUUUGAACUAUCACCAGUGUUAUCAUUGGAUUGGAUUCAAGUUAUCAAGCAUGACUCCAGAAAAAGAAAACAAGAGGCGCAUCGCAGACAUCAAGAAUCGAUGAUUUAUCCGAUAUCUCGAAAUCCACAGAUGGCGGGAAUCGAUCGAAGAUAGAAAUCACGGAGAAAUUACGUGACAGAAAUUAUGGUACUGUAGCGGUAGCAACUAGCGAAAGUAUUUUACAGGAAAUGCCAGAACCGCGAGGAAUACCUGUGUUUGGAACACUUUUUUCAUUCAUUUUAUCUGGAGGUCCAAAAAAACAACACGAGUACGUUGAUAAAAGGCACAAAGAACUGGGUCCCGUUUACAAAGAACGUAUAGGACCAACCACGGCAGUUUUUGUAAAUUCAAUUCAUGAAUUUCGUAAAAUUUUUCGACUUGAAGGGUCAACACCAAAACAUUUCCUACCAGAAGCUUGGACACUUUACAAUGAGAUACGGAAAUGUCGUCGCGGUUUGCUAUUCAUGAAUGGCGAAGAAUGGGUAUAUUUUCGUAAGAUUUUAAACAAAGUAAUGUUAUUACCAGAUCCAACAAAUUUAAUGAUUGCACCAUGUCAAGAGGUAGCCAUAGAACUUAAACGAAAAUGGCAAAAACAAAUUAAGACCAAUAACAUUAUAUCGAAUUUACAAGUUCAACUUUAUCAGUGGUCUAUAGAGGCUAUGAUGGCCACGUUGAUGGGAUCGUACUGGUAUUCUUACAAACAUCAAUUGUCCCGAGAUUUCGAAAUAUUGGCAGAAACAUUGCAUGAAAUAUUUGAAUAUUCAGCUAAAUUAUCUAUAAUACCAGUUAAAUUAGCUAUGAAUUUACGUUUACCUGUUUGGAAAAAAUUUGUUGCAUCUGCUGAUACAGCUUUCGAAAUUGUUCGAAUGUUAGUACCAGAAAUGGCUAAAUUAGGUGGUAAUGGUUUAUUAAAGAAAAUGAUGGAUGAAGGUAUUCGAGCCGAAGACGCAAUCUGCAUUGUUACCGAUUUUAUUUUAGCAGCUGGUGAUACGACGGCGACAACUUUGCAGUGGAUAUUAUUGUUGUUAUGUAAUCAUCCUGAAAAACAAGAAGAAUUAUUUAAACACUUAAAAGAUCUUUCUCAAGAAGAUAUAUUAAGAUUACCGUUAUUAAAAGGUAUAAUCAAAGAAUCUCUUCGAUUAUAUCCUAUAGCUCCAUUUAUAUCUAGGUAUUUACCGGAAGAUAGUGUGAUUGGUAAUUAUUUUGUGCCAAAAGGGGAAUUACUUGUCUUAUCACUUUAUUCGAGCGGUCGUGAUGCUGCUAAUUUUCCACAACCAAACGAAUUCCGUCCAGAAAGAUGGAUUAGAACGCAAAAAGGUAUUUAUCAAGGCGUAGUACAUCCACAUGCAAGUUUACCAUUCGCUUUAGGCGCUAGAAGUUGUAUUGGUCGAAAAUUAGCAGAAAUACAAAUAUCGUUUGCAUUAGCAGAGUUAAUUAAAUCAUUUAAAAUAGAAUGUAUAAAUAAGAAUCAAGUAAAAUUAAUUUUACAUUUGAUUUCUGUACCAUCGCAAUCAAUAAAAUUAAAAUUGAUGGAGAGAAAUUAGCUAAUAUAAAGUGAAAUAUCAUUUAAUCAAUUGUAAAAAUAGUAAAAUACUUUUUUAUUGUUUAUUU